AUGGCAGGUCCUGCACUGGUUGUUCCGGCGGUCAAGAAGCACACUGCCACCGUCAUCAUGGCGCAUGGUCUGGGCGACAGGGUCGGCCUGGCGGAGAACUGGCGACGACGGGGGAAAUUCGAAGACGUCAAAUUCAUUUUUCCCAACGCGCCGAGCAUACCUAUCACAGUUGUACGACAGUGGCCUCUCUCUCUAGCCAAAACAAAAGCUCAUGAACAAAAGCUGACUGAUGGUCUUCCAACCAAUUGCAGAACAUGGGCGUCUCCAUGCCUGGUUGGUGAGCACUAUCUCUCCCGCCCCAGUGCUGGCUCCCCCCGAUUGCCCAGUGACCUAACCACCACCGAGGAAAAACAGACGACCUUCGACGAUCUGCAAGAGGCGCACGACGAAGCGGGCAUCCUCCGGUCGCGGAGCGUGUUCAACGACCUGGUGGCGGGCGAAGUCUCAGCCGGCAUCGCCUCGGAGCGCAUCGUGCUGGGCGGCUUCUCGCAGGGCGGCGCCAUGGCGCUCUUCACCGGCCUGACCACGCCGCACAAGCUCGCCGGCAUCUUCGGCCUGUCCUGCUACCUCCUCCUGGGCGACAAGGUCAAGACCCUGGCCGCGGAGAACGGGAACGCGAACCGCGACUCCCGCUGGUUCAUGGGCCACGGCGACGCCGAUCCGCUGGUCAAGUACGAUUGGGGCGUCAGGACGGCCGAGGUGUUGAGGAAGGAUCUCGGCGUGGCCGACUUGGAGUUCAAGACGUAUCACGGCUUGCCCCAUGCGGCGGAUCCGCUGGAGAUUGACCACGUCGAGGGUUUCAUCAGGAAGUGCUUGGCGCCGGUGUCUGAAGGAGGAGGAGGGGGAGCCGGGGGAGCCGGAAGCAAGAAGGGCGAGCUGUGA
Molecule: messenger RNA, 882 nt
Organism: Endocarpon pusillum Z07020
Lineage: Eukaryota; Fungi; Ascomycota; Eurotiomycetes; Verrucariales; Verrucariaceae
Exons: 3
Coding region: 1-882 (293 amino acids)
Biological process (GO): protein depalmitoylation
Cellular component (GO): cytoplasm
Molecular function (GO): palmitoyl-(protein) hydrolase activity; carboxylic ester hydrolase activity
Source: RefSeq, a predicted model, not a curated record